CAUAUAGCAAAAAAUUGAGACGGAAAUGUUCUCAAUUUUGGAGUGAAAAUAAAUGCUUGUAUAAUGUAUGUUCGCAAUGGUGUAUGUUCUUAGUGCCAACGAGAACCCGUUCUAUUGGCAAUGUUCGUUUGAAGUUGAGCAAUUUGACAUGGGUUUCAAUGGCAGAUGACAUCUGUGUAGUGAGACCUAACGACCGAAUCGACGUUUGCAUAAAGAUGACGUCAUGAACAAUGACUACUGGUUCUGGAUCGGAAUUUCAAAAUGUAGCGCUAAACUUGUAUUGCAUUUGUCAAACUGGGUAUUAGGUUUUUUUGUUAUCAAACUUGGCAUCAGGUUAAAAACUACCAUUUACCUGGUGGAGACUGUUGCCUUCAGUAGCAGCAUGACUGUCCGACCUGCCCGUCGAAACCUGACCAGAGGCUGGGAAUACAAAUUUAGAUGGAUUGGCAUCAUUGAAGAAACAUGCAUAUAUAAAUAUAAUGAGAUGCAAUUUCAUGUUUCAUGUUCAACUGUAAAAUCAGACGUCGCCGAUUGCGAGGUUGUGACGUCAUCGCACCAGCUCGAGGCGAUGGCGCCUGCGACAGGGUAUUACUCCUGCCAGUGGUUCUGGUUUCGGGUGAGUUCACAGACCCCCACUGUUCCGGCAAGCAGGUCAUAGUUCAUCUGUUUGAAUGGAAAUGGACGGCCAUCGCAGAGGAGUGCGAAAGAUUUUUGUCAAAGAAGGAAUACUGUGGUGUUCAGGUGUCCCCACCCAUGGAACACGUGAUGGUUCACAAAGAGUACGAGCGGCCAUGGUGGGAGAGAUACCAACCGGUUAGUUACAAACUGACCAGUCGCAGUGGCACAGAGGCAGAGUUCACGGACAUGGUACACAGGUGCAAGGCCGUUGGUGUGAGAAUAUACGUCGAUGCUGUUGUAAAUCACAUGGCUGGACUGGGCCGAUCUGGAACAGGCACGGCCGGGAGUCACUUCGACUCAGACGCGCGCGAUUUCCCCGGCGUCCCGUUCUCCAUACAACACUUCAACGAUAACCAGGACCACACCAGGUGUCCGUCCCAUAACGGAAACGUCGAUAACUACGGAGACCCUAAAAAUGUCCGAAACUGUUACCUAGUCGGUCUGACCGACCUAGAUUCCAGCCAAGCCUACGUCCAGGAUAAAAUCGCUGGAUACUUCAAUCAUCUCAUUGACAUUGGAGUCGCCGGGUUUCGCGUUGAUGCUGCUAAACAUAUGUGGCCUGAUGACAUCAGAGCCAUCCAGGCCAAGACAAAGGACGUUGAUGGAGGGAAGCCAUUCUUCUAUCAUGAGGUUCUCGACCAGAACGAUGGCGCGGUAAGGGUUGAUGAGUAUGUUCCUCUAGGAUACGUCUCUGAGUUUAGGUAUUGUCAGAAACUGGCCUGGGGUACUCAGGAUUUCGGUAAAUUUAAAGACGUCGUUGACUACGGUUGGGGAAUGACGCCUUCCGAUCACGCCUUUGUUUUCGUGGAUAACCACGACAACCAGAGAAGCAAUGGCGGAAACCGAGUCACCCAUAAAACACCGAGAGAGUAUAAAUUCGCCGUAGCGUUUAUGUUGGCGUAUAACUAUGGGUUCCCAAGAGUCAUGAGCAGCUACUUCUUUGACAACAGCCAGCAGGGUCCCCCAGCAGACAGCAACUACGUCACCAAGGAUGUUCCAAUUAAAGCAGACGGUAGCUGUGGUAACGGAUGGGUCUGUGAGCACAGAUGGGAUCCCAUAGCCAACAUGGUGGCCUUCAGAAACACCGUCGUUGGCACCGACCUUCGACACUGGUACGACGACGGCAACAUGGUCGCUUUUGCGCGAGGUAACAAAGGAUUCUUUGUUCAGUCCAAAAACGGAAACAUCGACCAGACGUUUGACACGGGACUUCCGGCUGGCCAAUACUGUGACCUCAUUCACGACUGUCAACAGAAAAUAACAGUCGAUGGAUCGGGCAGGGCGCACAUCCGGGCCACAAGCACAGAGGAACCAAUUGUGGCUUUUAUUACAGGCGGUCCAGGUGGUCCGACCAAUCCCGGGAAUCCUACCCCAGCUCCAGGAACAUCGCACCCCUUGACGACGACUGGUCAGCCCCUGCCAACGGCGCCCUCUAGUUUCAAACAUACCGUGAUUCUCGUUCAGAAACAGACGGCACCAGGACAGGAUCUCUUCAUUAGAGGUGGGAUUGACCACAAGCACAUGUCGGGUUGCACGACGACUGCUGCCACGAGCGCCUGUGCUAUCCCGAUCAGACACCGCCAGCUGGGCUCGAGCCCGCACUUCUCCAAGGUGAAUGCCUGGUCUGUGGGGGACUCCCACCUCGACUGGUACGGCACAGAGUCUGGUCAGGGCUCGUACCGCGGUCGUCUGCCGGACGGCACUCCAGCCUUGUGGACAACCAACAGACACGGUCACGUCGGACACAACUCGUACAAUAGAUUUGGAGAUCACUACUGGCUUGUGGAUGUGGACAUGGAUUGCUCUCGUACAAGGAAUGGAUUCUUUGAGGUCAAGGCCAUCGUGAACGGCGUCUGGGAACACGACGGCCUGGGAGGACGUCGUUGUUCAGGUGUCGGGGCCGCCGAUCCGCCGUACUCCUCGGCUAACCACUGGGCCAGAUGUGGAUUCGUUAACAUCUUCCAUUUUGGAUCAGGACGAUGUGAAAUUGACCCGUUUACCUCAUAAUGAGGUCACGUCAAAUGUCUUUGCUAUGGUGCCGUGUCAUUAGAGUUUAAUAAAUAAUGAUUAUAA
This is a messenger RNA of Gigantopelta aegis, 2751 nucleotides long. RefSeq names its product alpha-amylase-like. Bases 502 to 2685 code for a protein of 727 amino acids. The transcript is spliced from 9 exons. Gene Ontology annotation, molecular function: cation binding; alpha-amylase activity. Gene Ontology annotation, biological process: carbohydrate metabolic process. NCBI's taxonomy places the organism in Eukaryota, Metazoa, Mollusca, Gastropoda, Neomphalida, Peltospiridae. The record is from RefSeq and is a predicted model, not a curated record.